CCGUGUUUACAACCGAAGCGUGACGCUCACUGACUCGUAAGAAUACGUCUCCAAUCGUAACUGAAAGCCGUUAUUGUUCUCUAUACUUGUCCAAAAUGCAAUCACUGAGAGCGUUUUUGACUGACAGACUGGCGGUGGCGGCGGAGGAGAUAUUUGAAGCCGUAGAAAAAACAAUAAUCGAGUACAAAGAGGAGAUUUUUCGUUCAAAAGAUCUGGAAAUCAGUCGGCUGAGGAUGCAGCUGAAGAUUCUCAAGUCAGACCCUCGGUUCAAUAGAUGUCUUGGAGAAGAGCUCCAGCAGGACACCCAUCACCAUCACCAUCAUCCCCUCCAUCCUCCUCCUCCUCCUCCUCCUCCUGCUCCUUCUCAGUCUGAGCACCAUCCCUCAGUGGCCCCCAUCCCUGCUGUAGAGACCCCUGAAACCCAGUCCUGUGAGGAGGACGGGGGCAGCAGCAUGGAGCAGGAGGACCCAGAACCCUUGGAGGUCAAGAAGGAGCAGCAGAGGAGCCAUGGGGACUUCUGGAUCAGCCACGAUGCUGAGCAGUUGGAAGGCCUCGAUUCAGACAUUAAAGACCUGAUCUCAUCUCCAUCCGGUCUGAAAAACAGCUUGCAAGACCCCUCUUUACCUUUCCACCCUUACCACAAUAACAGCGUGGACGAGGGCAGAGACAAGCCCUACAGCUGCUCCAUGUGUGAGAAGCGCUUCAGUAACUGUCACCACCUGGCAGCUCACAUCAGGACACACACAGGGGAAAGACCCUACAGAUGUGAGAUCUGCAGGAAAACCUUUAUAACAACCAGCGCUCUGAACAGACACCAAACAAUCCACACUGAGGGGAAGCCGUUUGUGUGUAGUUACUGUGGGAAAUCCUUCAAGUGGAUGGAGUCUCUUGGCAGACACGUAAGAUGCGUCCAUAAGAGGGAAAAUCUGCCUGAAUGACUCUUUACAGCAGGACCUUGAAAUAGAAUCACUGUCAUUGUAGUAGUUGUGUUGUAACUGUACAUUGUUCAUCUGUUCCCUAUUACAAAGCACCUCCUUGUGUGAACAGUAGUGUAAUUUUACCCUGUUGUGGACUGUGUCAGUAAAUGUUAGAUGAUGGACUAUUGAGUUAUUUAAGAAAGUACACAGUAAACCUUACUAAGGGUAUCAAUCCUAUAGUUGACUAGGGCUGGGCAUUAUGGGCAAAAAUAUUAGUUGAUAUUGGUCAUAAUCACAUGGAAACAUAUUGUUGCCAUGUCAAUAAAAAUUAAAAUUGAUCAGUAUCUUGUUAUAAUAAGAAAAGUUUAAUGUUCUUAUGUAUUUAUAUGAUGAUUUUCAUAUUACAACUUGAAAAAUUUAUGUUUUAAUGUGAGCGCUUUCACAUUAUGUGAUAAAUGCCUAUAUUGUAAAAAUAUGAAACUCGUACUGUUUAUCAUAACAGAUCAAUAAUGAAGUACUGAUCAUUUUUGCAGUUUAAGUUCAAUGGUGAGAAUCUGCUGUUGUUGAAGUUGGUGGAAGAUACUGUGAUUCAUUUAUUCACGCUGAGGGUGAGUAACAUGAUUUAUUUUUUUUUUCUUUUUGGAACAAGAUGCUGAUCAAUUUGUAUUUUUCUGAUAUGGCAGCAUUACACUUCCAUAUAGUCCCAAUAAAUGUCAUUAAAUCGUUAUUUCUUUCCUGUUGUGAGGAUGAUAUUUGGUCCAGAGUUGAAAGUUGAAAUUAGAUGUUAUUUGUGGUUCUAAAUUAUUCUUUUUAGUAUAAAUAGGAAAAACAGUUGCUGUGUGUUUUGGAAAUUUAGGUGUAGAACGUUUCAUUUCAGAUAUGGAUGUGUAACAGUAAGAAAACCAACAAAACCCUGGAACAUAUUAUGCUGUGAUAUGAAUGUAGUGUUUUAGCUGACAAUGUAAAUGAGAUAUACACAAGAGGAAUAUUUUAUAUUGCGGUAAUGCAAAUUCUUAAGAUAUAAAAUUAUGUCAUGAUAAUGAUCAUGGCCUGUCCAAUAAUAAUAAUACUAAUAAUGAUAAUAAUAAAAUAUUGCUUAACUACUGCAGGACUCAAGAUGAUUUAAUGUCUGAAAAUAAUGCGAGGUGAAUGAAUACCCAUUGGUGUAUGUGAUUAUAAUGCAUACUUGGACAUCAGCUAAGAAAUGCAAUCAUUUAAAUGCCAUAUUAUCAGGACCUCACACAAUAAAUCUGCAAUAAAUCAUCCUUUAUUACUUCAGCUGUAUUUGUGCCAUUACUAUAACAUGUGAAAUAUUUUAUGAACAAAUCAUAAUUAUUUUGUAUCCAAAUAAUAAAAUGUCAAUUCAGUUAAUGUUUUAUUUCCACGUUUUGAUUUCUGCGGCAGAAACAUUAAAGACCGCAGCUCCACUUUUCUCCAGUAGGUGUCAGUUAAAGCUUUUCAUUCACUAUUUCACAUCUUCAGUUUUUGGCAGUGUUUAAGUUCAUGUGUCUCCAAUGUACCGAGUGUGUACUUCUUUUCUGAGAACUGUAGUAGCCUUCUUACAAUCCAAUUACCCAGACUUUAAGGGCGGUGCAGUCCCCGUACUUUUACUUGAGUAGCACCAAUGCUUCAUUCAUGUCUUGUAACAUAGUGAAACGUUGAGCAAGAAAAUUUAGCUCAGGAUAUAGUAACUGGAGAGACUUUUGGUUCAAGUUCUCAUUUGCAUACAGGUGCUCUGUGAAGUAAACCUCUUAUGAUAAGUGUGUAGAAUAGAUUAUAACUCUGAUGGUGUGAUACGUAUUUGCCAUUCAAAUAAUCAGGGUUAAAAUAAAGGUGAAUUAGAAGGAAUUAAACAGAAUAAAGUUGAAUCAUGUUCAGGGGCUCCACUCCAAACCAUGUGCAAAAAACACAGUAUUGCUUUGAUGAUUGUCCUAACCUCACCCCUGACUGUGAAGCUUUAUAUCCAACUCUGCUGUUUGGUAGAUGAAAAAUAGAGAUGGGGUUUAACUGAAUCUUCAAAAGAGCAGUCUGCUUCUCAUUAACUCUGUGGCCAAAGGGCUCCUUCGUUCUUUGUUUCCUUAAAUGGGCACACAUGGGUUCAGGUACACAAUCAUUUGAUGACAUUAUUCUGUCAUCAUUAGGUUAAAAUGUGGUGUAAAUGGGCUUGUUUUAAUUUUGAUGGUCACAUUUGUCUAAGAGUGCUUAUUGGUGGAUGCAGAGAAGGUGAUGAUGAUGUUACAAACUGCAGGUAAUGACUGGAGAGUAGGGAGGCAGAGGUCUCUGGUCCAGAUCCUGCUCAGGUCACCUGCCUGUUAUAGUAUGACCAUUUAAAAAUGUCCAGUAAUGUGUCAACAUGAUCCUCCGGGAUCUUCUGCUCCAGGCUGGAAUGAAGAGAACAAGAGGUUGAAGGAGAUUGAUUGUGUUGGCCAAAGAGGUGAAAAAAGACAACAGUGCUUGUGUCACAGUGUGUAGUGUGUCUCUGGAGCAGCAGGUUGAAAGGGCUUUCCCUGCAGAUGAAUGAGAGAUUGGAGGAUUUGCUCUUGCAGAAAUUUCAUGUAACGAGGAAAAUCUUCGCUCAUGCAGGGUUUCACAUCACUAUGACAGCACUGGCCGUGGGUGCGUUCUGUAUCUAAUCAAAUGACACAGACUUUCAGUGCAAGUUGCAAAUAAAAAAAAUUGGAGGUGACAGUUGAGUGUGGCGGCCACUGUGUCAGCAGGGCAACAGUGGACCACAGGAGAGGCAGAGCGGCCGCCACGGUCAGCGCUCAGUCAGGCAGAGGGACAGGGAACAGGUGCAAUAAAGUCAGGGAGGCUUAGUGCUGGUCACAGGGCAAACUUUAUGAAAUAUGACAGCUCCAGUGGGAAGGGAAAAAAACUGUGGAGCAAAGGCAAUGGCUUGAAGGAGCAGAACAAAAAGGGUUAAAAGUGCCUCUGUCAGGUAAACAGAGCUGCAAUGAAAGGGAAAGUGUGGAAAGUAAGAUCCCUUCGCUGGAGGCAGCUGUGGGACAGGGACUAAGCCAAAUUAGUCACAGUUUGUGCAAUGUACACUGUUCUAGCAUCAAACAUGUCAGACGCUGUAGGUAAAAUGUCUCACAGUGGAGCAGUUAGGCCAAGUUGUGUUAGAGUUUUGCAGAUUUACAAUGCCACAGUUGUGUUUAUAGAUCUUCUAAAAGUGCUGCUUCACUCACAUACAAUUACUUUCAUCAGUAACUUGAAACACAAAUCAUUUUAGUGACACAUCAGUGGUAAGUGAAGACUAUGCAUCAGCAACUGUCUUGGCACAUUUAUUCAUGUGAAGAGUGUAUUUUACAUUCCAUGAGGGUUAUUUCAUCUUCACAUUAAAACCUAUGUAUUAUAGAUUAGAUAUUAACUGAUUUAAUGA
Molecule: messenger RNA, 4299 nt
Organism: Sphaeramia orbicularis (orbiculate cardinalfish)
Lineage: Eukaryota; Metazoa; Chordata; Actinopteri; Kurtiformes; Apogonidae
Product: zinc finger protein 595-like
Exons: 2
Coding region: 96-938 (280 amino acids)
Biological process (GO): regulation of transcription by RNA polymerase II
Molecular function (GO): DNA-binding transcription factor activity, RNA polymerase II-specific; RNA polymerase II cis-regulatory region sequence-specific DNA binding
Source: RefSeq, a predicted model, not a curated record